AAAAGCGGAAAAGGCACGGAAAUCGUCAACUGCAGCAAUGGCGCGUGCACUUCAAAAACCUCUUAGCUUAGCUUAGCGCGAUACUAAGUGGAACUAUUUCACCUCGCUCGUAUUUGCAGCUGUGUCGCUGCCGUUCGGUGUAGAAAAUGGAUGAAGUUCUGAUGGAAUCCGCCGAAUUUUCUGGCUGUGAUGCUCAGCUCGGAGUAGCAGAAGCUUGGGAAAGUGUCACAGCAGCUCUGAUGUCUCCAGGAUGCGGGCUGGAAGAUCAGAAGCUGUCUGCGUGUCUGGAGGUGCUGUGCGGGCAGGGUGCCGCCCAGCUUCUGGCCAGUUGGCUCCUGGAGGCGCUGCAGAUGCGUUUGUCCUCCUCGGUGGUACCGGAGUUCUGGUGCGGACUCAAGCAGGUGGAGAAUGAAGUGGAGGAAAGGGGUCGGGUCUGGAGUCUCCUCACCGCUUUCCGGACUCUGCUGGAACGCCUUCAGCCGUUUUUGGUGGGCUUGGAGAGGCUCGGGGCGUGGCAGGAUGAGGGCAUGGAAGGUCUGUGUGGCCCGGGGCCGCGGGGGCUCCGGGAGCGCGCCUUCACCAUCAUCAGGGGCCUCCUCCUCUUCCCGCCCUCGCAGCUCCUCCAAGAGCGAGUGCUCGACUUCUACAGCAGGACCUUCUCCGUCUACAUGAAUCGCAAGGGGGACGGGAAGGGCCACACCGAAGGUUCCGAGGGCCCAGAGGGGGGCGCCUGCUGCGGCUGCGGGGUCCCCGCGGAGGACUGCUGGUGUCAGGAGGCUCUCGAACAUCUGAAGGAGCUCAGCCACAUCCUGUCGAGGGUGGAGCUUCUGGAGUGGGUUAGCUGUGACGCCGUCACGUCCAUCCUUCACCGCCUCAUCGAGCAGUGGCUGGAGCAGCACUGCCGCGGGGAGUACGAGAGAUCCUUCUUGGACGACUUUCAGGAGUGGUUGGAGCUGGUGGUGGGCUGGCUGGGUCAGGUGUUCUCCAGCCAGGAGGUCCUCGACGAUCGUCCCGGUUCGGAGCCGGCCGGUCCCGCCGUCCCGGGCUCUUUGGCGUCGGCGGGUUCGGUGCUGAAGCAGUGGAGAUGUCACAUGCAUCAGUUCUUCUGCAGGAUCUACGUCAACAUGAGGAUCGAAGAGCUGUUCAGCAUUAUCAGAGAUAUGUUGUCGCUUUCAGACUUCCCGGAAUCCAAAGCUGCAAUUGAAGAUCUCAAGUUCUGUUUGGAAAGAACCAACCAGCGCCAGCAGCUCCUCACGUCACUCAAGUCCACUUUUGAGAAUCGCCUGCUGCACCCUGGUGUCCACACGUCGGACAUCCUCACCGUUUACAUCUCGGCCAUCAAGACCCUCCGAGAACUGGACCCGUCCAUGGUGGUUCUGCAGGUCGCUUGCCAGCCCAUCAGGAAGUACCUCAGGACGCGGGAAGACACGGUGCGUCAGAUCGUGGACGGUCUGACGGGCGACGCGGUGACGGGCUGCACCGACCUGGCGUCCGAGCUUUGCCGAGGCGACCCGGUCACGCUGGAGAUGCAGGACAGUGACGAGGAAGGCGGCGACCCCGAGGGCUGGACGCCCGACCCCACUGACGCUGUGGCCGACAAGUCGGGCUCCAAGCGGCGCUCGUCAGACAUCAUCAGCCUGCUGGUGAGCAUCUACGGCAGCAAGGACAUCUUCAUCAGCGAGUACCGCGCCGUUCUGGCUGACAGGCUGCUGCAUCACAACUACAACACCGCCAGGGAAAUUAGGAAUGUGGAGCUGCUGAAACUUCGCUUUGGAGAGUCACACAUGCACUACUGUGAGGUCAUGCUUAAGGACAUGGCCGACUCUCGCCGCAUCAACAGCAAUGUCUGCGAGGAGGAGGACGGGGAGGAGCCCGGGCCGUCGUCGUGGCUGUCGGCCAUCAUUUUGUCGUCGGAGUUUUGGCCGCCGCUGAAGGAGGAAAAGAUGGAGAUGCCCGAGAUCGUGCAGCGGGCCGCCGACGCCUACACGCGGCGGUACGAGAAACUCAAGGCAAUGCGGACUUUGAGCUGGAAGCCUCAGCUCGGCUCGGUCACGCUGGACGUGGAGCUGCAGGACCGCACCGUCAGCAACGUCACCGUGUCGCCCGUGCACGCCGCCAUUAUCCUGCACUUCCAGGACAAAAGUAGUUGGACUCUGGAGGAGCUCAGCGCCAAGCUGAGCGUGCCAAAGGAGGCGGUGCACAGGAAGUUGGCACUGUGGCAGCAGCACGGCGUCCUGCGCGAGGAAAGCGGCGGGCGCUACUCCGUCAUCGAGACGGCGGCGUCGUGCAAGGACAAGAUGGAGUGCAGCGCCGUCAUGAUCGACAGCGACGACGAACGCGACUCCAACACCGCCACGCAGACGCAGCAGAGGGAGGAGAAGAUGCGGCUGUUCUGGGCGUACGUGCAGGCGAUGCUGACCAACUUGGACAGCAUGACGCUGGAGCGCAUCCACUCCAUGCUGCGGAUGUUCGUGGCCACCGGCCCCGUCGUCCCCGAGAUGGACGUCAACGAGCUCGAGGCCUUCCUGCAGCGUAAGGUCCGCGAGCAUCAGCUCGUCUUCUCCACCGGCGUCUACAGGUUGCCCAAGACCACCUGAGGGAGUCUGAGGACUUCCGGAGACCACCUGACGGGCACAGGCGUCGGCUGCUGGGUUCUCCUGCCCGCCAUCGAUUCACAUUGGUUUCCUCGCAGCGGACGGGCACUAUCAGUCGGUGGUGCCAAUUGACACCACAGAAGGACGCAUAAAACAUUGGCUACGGUAUUUUUUUUGCUGGCAUUUUCCAUGUCGGCAAGUUACUUGGAGAGCAAACGUUAUCGUUUGUUGUUAUACAGUAAAAAAAAAAAAAAAAAAAAAAAAAAUUGCUUUUUUUUUUUCUUAUUAAAAACAUUUUAAAAUGAAUAUUGGAGUUUUUGGGAGUGGUAGGUAGAGAUUUUGUAACCUCUUUUCUGUUUUUCAAUAGCAUCCGAGGCCUGAUAAAACAAUGUUGCACAUGCACGCUGAUGAUGCUAGCCUGUAUUCCUCGGCUACCUCUUGUCAGUUCCAUUGUCACGAACAUGCAGCUUGAUUUGACCUCCUUUGCACGAGGCUCUCCAUGACUCAAGAAUGCUUCUAAAGGCAAGCAAAACAAAGGCCAUGUUUGCGCCCAGCAACACUCAAGGUUCCCUCCCUUUCUAUUAACACUCCGGAAGGUGAAGGGUUUGUUUUGAUGUGUAUUUUAUAUGGGUUUCUGGUUGGACAGAAGCCCAAACUUCAAACAUCACAACUGUAUGAAACAAGUUCACCCUGGGUUCCUUAAAUAGACUAAAGCCCUGCUUCUCUUCAGGUGCACAUAAACACCUGGGGCCUCAUGUACAAAAGGGUGCGUCCGCAAAGUUCAGAUGUAUCAGGAGUGCCUCACGCCAACUUCAUGGCUGGCGUACGCACGUUUCUGCAGCUGUUGGUGAUGCUGGGAAACUCUUCUCAUAAAUCUGCACAUCAGAGACACACGAACAAUUCGUAUUGAUGCCCGCCAACAUUUGAUUUCAACAAUGUAAAAGAGGCAAGGACUCAGAAUUCACUUGUUACCCAGUGUAUUUCAUGAACCUCUGAUAUUUGUGAGGACACCUAUGAACUGCUCAAGGCCAUCAUUUAUGCCGCCUAUUGCCCUCACAAUGCUUGGAUUCAUGCGUGUGCACAGAUUCAUACAUCUGGAUAUUUUUGUGCGUACGCCAUGUUUCAGCAGGAAGUCUUUGUACAUGAGGCCUCUGGUUACUGCUCCUUUUUUGCUCCCAGUUAGACUAUGGUGACACCAUCUACAGAUUUUGGGUAAACACGAACCACCUUUUCAGGCUUCUCUUGAGAUGGAACUCAAAGUCUGGUUACGUGACCCAUCAUUGCACACGAUAUAUAAUCUGGUUGGAUGGACUUGAUUUACAGUUUGGAGAAUACUGGCAUACUUUUAUGAAGGCCAUCUUGGGCAGAUUAGCCAGCGGGCGCGCUGGAGCCUAUCCCAGCUAUCUUCAGGCGAGAGGCGGCAGCUCACCAGGCCAGUCGCAGGUCUCGAACCCCGGUCCUCAGAACUGUGAGGCAGAUGUGCUAACCUGUUAACACGGCCGCUCAACAUUUUCAACCUUUCAAAAAUGUAUUGUUGUCAGUCUGUUGGGAUUCAAAGCUAACAUUCGCAAUCAGGUUGCUGAAACCAUUUUGGAUUUAAGACUUUAUUCGUGCAGUUGCUAGGCAACAAAGUUACAUUUAAAAAAACAAAAAAAAAAACAUUCAAGCCACUGAUCACACGUUUGUGUUAGUGUGUCCAAAGUUAGUUCGUGGCACGCAACAAGUGCAAAUAAAACGAUGUUUGUUGUUUUUCUAUUGCCAUCUUCCUCUUCUUUUUGGUCAUUUUACAAAUCCAACAACACAAACGUUGGCGCCACCUUCAGGUUAAUUUGACCCUCUGCCCAGCCAGGGAGGCUUCCAAUUUUCAUCAAGACUGAAAAACAUUUUGGAUAAUAAAAAAAAAAAAAAAAAAAAAAUCACACUACCAGAUUAAA
Phycodurus eques (leafy seadragon) is the source of this 4528-nucleotide messenger RNA. It is a transcript of the gene anapc2, whose product is annotated as anaphase promoting complex subunit 2. The record is from RefSeq and is a predicted model, not a curated record. Gene Ontology annotation, biological process: ubiquitin-dependent protein catabolic process. Gene Ontology annotation, cellular component: anaphase-promoting complex. Lineage: Eukaryota; Metazoa; Chordata; Actinopteri; Syngnathiformes; Syngnathidae. The transcript has 14 exons. The coding region runs from base 147 to 2597 and encodes 816 amino acids. Gene Ontology annotation, molecular function: ubiquitin protein ligase binding.